Messenger RNA from Dictyostelium discoideum AX4, 1107 nucleotides. RefSeq lists its product as hypothetical. The record is from RefSeq and is a predicted model, not a curated record. Lineage: Eukaryota; Evosea; Eumycetozoa; Dictyosteliales; Dictyosteliaceae. Bases 1 to 1107 code for a protein of 368 amino acids. The transcript has a single exon.
AUGGAAAUUGAUAUUGAAAAAUUACCAAUUAUUGAUAUUUCAUCUUUUCAAAAUAAUGAAAAUGAUAAAAAUCAAGUUGCCAAAGAAAUUAAUAAAGCAUGUAAAGAGUAUGGAUUUUUUUAUAUAAAGAAUCAUGGAGUUGAUCAAGAAUUAAUUGAAAAUUUACAAAAUGUAAUUAAAAAAUUCUUUUCUUUGCCACUUGAAAUCAAAAUGAAAUGGAAAAUGGGACUUACCAAUAGAGAAUGGCUCGGAUUCUUCAAAGUCGGUCAAGAAAUUACUUAUGGUCAAGUCGAUUGGAAAGAAGGUUGCUAUUACUCCUCAGAGAUGGAUGGUGAUAUUAAUACAAUCCAUAAUGUUCCAUUAUACCCAACCGCUGAACAAGAGGAACAAUAUGAGAUCCAAGGUUUUAAAAGCACAAUUCAUACCUAUAUCGAAAAGUUAACUCAUUUAUCUCAACAAAUAAUUGAAGCAAUUUCAUUAAGUUUAAAUCUUCCUCAAGAUUAUUUCUUCAAGAAUUACACAUAUGAUCCAUUCAUUCUAAUGGGACUACUUCAUUAUCCAUCAUUUCAUCAUCAAGAACAAGAAGAAGAGCAAGAAGACGAUGAAAGUAAUAAUGGAGGAAAAAAAUCACCAAAUCCUGAUGAAUCAAAGAAACCAGAAGUUGAAAAAUUUGGAACUGGACAACAUACUGAUUGGGGUUUAUUAACUGUACUUUAUCAAGAUGAUGUCGGUGGUUUGCAAGUUAAAUCUAAGAAUUCUGAAGAGUAUAUCGAUGCACCACCAAUUCCAGGUACUUUUAUUUGCAACAUUGGUGAUAUGUUGGAUAAAAUGACUGGUGGUUAUUAUCUUUCAAAUCUUCAUCGUGUAAAGUAUAAUAAAAGUGGUCGUGAUCGUUUCUCAAUUCCAUUCUUUUUAGACCCAUCUCUUAAUUCAAUUCCAAAAUUAAUUCCAAACUAUGAUCAACUAAGCCAAUUUGCUGAUAAACCAGAAAGAUGGGAUAAACAAAAUAUUCAUGAAUUUGAUGGUACCUAUGGUCAAUAUUUUAUUAAAAAAAUUGGUCGUGUUUUUCCAGAUUAUGUUUAUAAAAAAAGUGGUGAAUUAGUUUAA